CCACUUCUAGCUGACGUCUUGUUAAAGUUCGAUUUUGUUAUCAAAAAAAUGAUAAAAAGUGCCUAAAAAUGUUGAAUUGUUUUCGUUUUGUGCCACAAAUUUUUGUUCAACGCGUUCGCGUUGUUUUGUAGUUGUAGUAGGUUGUAGCUUUUUUUUCUACUUGAAGAAUUUAUCAUCCCCACUCUUCCAAAUUUGAUAAAUUCAGUGCAAAAAGUUACAAAACCCAAUCGGACGAGAGCAAAGUGGUCUUGCAGUAAUUUGAGUUGAGUUUGUCGUUUAGUUGCUCCUCGGUCCUCGCUUUUGAGUAUUGCACUCGGUGUGCCCAAAUCUUAAUUCGUUCGGUUCAACUAGACAAAUCUAUGUCGGCACAUAGUAAAAAAGCAAUUCCAAUAUAAUUUUGUAUAAACCGCUGUGACCCAACACAAUUUUUUAAGCAAUACCAAUCAAUGUCUACACUCUGCUAAUGUACUUAUAAUUCUUAUACGAUUCCCUUUAAUUGAUGACAACUUGUUUCAAAGGCACAAACCAAAACCGCCAAACAAACUAAAUUGACAAAGGUUCAAUACAUUUUUGCUACCUCUUUAAAGAUUUCCACGUACAUUUAAUAACGAUUAGCAAAGUCAUGUCACUUUUUACAAUCUGGGAUUAUUUAGUGCUUCUUCUAGUGCUUGCCUCCUCGGCUGCGAUUGGUGUAUACUAUCGCCUGACCGGUGGCCGACAAAAAACCACAAAAGAAUACCUCCUCGCCGAUGGAAAUAUGCCGGCAUGGCCAGUUGCCUUUAGUUUGAUGGCAAGUUUCAUGUCGGCAAUUACUUUGUUAGGUGUUUCCAUGGAAAGCUAUCAGUAUGGCAUGAUGUUUGCUUGGAUAAAUUUGUCAUACGUUCUAAGUACACCAAUUGCCGCCUAUUUGUAUUUGCCGGUGUUUUAUAAUAUGCAAAACACUAGCGUAUACGAAUAUCUCGAGCGAAGAUUCGGUUUUACUACGAGACUUAUUGCUUCUAUUGCGUUUUCCGUUCAAAUGAUUUUAUAUAUGGGAAUUGUCCUCUACGCUCCUGCUUUGGCUCUCGAGGCAGUAACUGGUAUUAACAAAGAUACUGCAAUUCUAACACUCGGAUUGGUGUGCACUUUUUAUUCGACAUUAGGUGGCAUGAAAGCUGUUCUCGUUACAGACGUCUUUCAGUCGAUUCUAAUGUUUGCUGCAAUCUAUUGCGUUAUUUUUUGUUCAGCAUUCCAAGGAGAUGGAUUUAAGGCAAUUUGGAAUACGGCAGCUGCAAAUGGACGUCUUAAUUUUGAUGUUUUCACUCCGGAUCCAACAAUUCGUCAUAGCUUUUGGUCGUUGACUUUGGGAGGCUCUGUUACUUAUCUCAGUUUGUAUGCGAUUAAUCAAGGUCAAGUGCAACGUUUGAUGUCGGUUAAAAGUUUGAAAGGAGCACAACGAGCUCUUUGGCUGAAUAUACCGAUUUUAUGUUCAAUAAGUUUUUCAACUUUGUUUAGUGGUCUAGCUAUCUAUUAUUACUAUAAAGGCUGUGAUCCUGUGUUACAAGGAAGAACAAAAGUAAGAGAUCAACUUAUGCCAUUGUUUGUGGUGGAUACAAUGAGUAAAUAUCCUGGACUAUCGGGACUUUUUGUUUCGGGGAUCUUUUCUGCAAGUCUUUCAUCGGUGAGUUCGACUGUGAGUUCAUUAGUAGCUGUUACUCUGGAGGACUAUGUGAAGCCAUUUUGUGAAAAAGUUUUGAAAAAACCAAUUUCAGAAAGUAGUACGACACUACCCUCAAAAAUUAUGGUUUUCUUCUAUGGAAUUAUUUGUAUUUGUUUGGCAUUCAGUGCUGGAGCGCUGGGUGGUGUAUUACAAGCUUCGUUGACCAUUUUUGGAGUUGUUGGAGGUCCUCUAUUGGGAUUAUUUACAAUUGGUAUCUUUACGACGAAAGCCAAUCAACGUGGAGCAUUAUUUGGACUUUUAGUUGGGUUUGUUAUAUCGUUUUGGAUCGGAUUCGGUCAGCCAAAGCCACCAAUACCAGUUCUUCCAUUAACAGCGACUGAGUGUUCUAACUUUAAUGGGACUUCAAUCAUGACAGCAUCUAAUUUAGUCCCCGACACCACCGAAUAUUUCUAUUUGUUCAGAAUCUCAUAUCUUUUUGUUGCAGUUUUAGGCUUUUUAAUAACUACUAUCGUUGGUUAUGUGAGCAGUAUUGUGUUUGAAAUGUUGAAGAUAGCUGAUAAUGCAAAUAUUUACUUGAACGAAGCAAAAACACAAAUCGAUUAUGAUCUAUUUGCACCACCGAUUUCGAAUUUAUUAAAACGAAAAGCUUUAGCACAAAUGAUAGUUACAAGUGAAAAUGAAUACUGCUUGAAAAAUACCGAAUUCUGAUUAGAUUUAAGUUUAAUAUAGGGAUUAAUAUUAAAAUUGAUAUUUCAUUGCUUAAUAAAUAAACGUACAAAAUGUUAAAGAUACUUAAAGUGAUGGUAAGUUUUAUAGUGCUGCGCAUUAAAACUAAAAACAAAAACAAAAUGAAAAUGUUAAUUUUUAAAUAAUAUUGUAUAUAAAGUUAUGUUUUAUAUAUUUUUAUAUUCACAUCCAUGGCUUUAUGUUUUAAAUUAUUUAAUUAAAAACAAAAAUCGAAAUAAUUAUUUUUUAUCAAGUUCAAAACUUAAUUUUAUUUUUAUUUUUUAUAUUUUUCAAGACUAUUUUAGUUAUAUAUUUUAAUAAAAAACCAAGGCAAUAUUGUUUGUUGCAUAUAUUUAAUUGAUUUUUAUGCAUAGGAAUGUUGUGGGUAAUGAUUUUUUAAAGAUUUGCUUGAUCGCAGUUUUUUGUUUUUAUAUAUAUUUGCAAAGGCAAAAGCCAAUAAAAUAUCUGAAGGUAACUUUGCUAUAGUAUAAAAGAUCAACUGAAUACAUUAGCUUCGUUCCUUUAUUUAGGGGCAUUUAUCUACAACUCAGUACUUACAGUUGCUUUCAACUAGUAUUUUUCUAUUGAAAAAGUAGUUCAAAGCAGCUUUAGAUAAAUAUUCCCAAUGGAACGGAGCUAUUAUCAAAAACUGAAAACUGUAAUUUAAAUUAUAUGUGACGGGGUAGUUUGUUCAUUGCUUUUAGAUGGUUAGAUAGUACCUUAUUUUUUAUCAAAUGUGGGUCGUUUCCAGUAAAGCCUACAAAGACUAAAAAUAUAUAAACUGACCCAAAAAACAUAAAUGACUAAAUAUUUAGUCAACGGGCGGGUGCAGAAACGUUAGGGACUAAAUAUUUAGUC
Molecule: messenger RNA, 3244 nt
Organism: Episyrphus balteatus (marmalade hoverfly)
Lineage: Eukaryota; Metazoa; Arthropoda; Insecta; Diptera; Syrphidae
Product: putative sodium-dependent multivitamin transporter
Exons: 1
Coding region: 623-2368 (581 amino acids)
Biological process (GO): transmembrane transport; sodium ion transport
Cellular component (GO): membrane
Molecular function (GO): symporter activity
Source: RefSeq, a predicted model, not a curated record